This is a messenger RNA of Lethenteron reissneri (Far Eastern brook lamprey), 1785 nucleotides long. RefSeq names its product adenosine deaminase like (gene MAPDA). Lineage: Eukaryota; Metazoa; Chordata; Hyperoartia; Petromyzontiformes; Petromyzontidae. The record is from RefSeq and is a predicted model, not a curated record. Gene Ontology annotation, molecular function: adenosine deaminase activity. Gene Ontology annotation, biological process: inosine biosynthetic process; adenosine catabolic process.
CGGGACGGAGUACGAACUCUGGAGUUCGGCAGCUGUUCGGCUUCUUGGCUUGCAGCAACAACAGCAGCUGCUGCUGUUGUUGUUGUUGCUGCUGCUGCUGUUGUUGUUGUUGUUUCUGCUGCUGCUGUUGACUUAAAGCGACCGCUGCCGUCUGGAGGAGGGAGGGAGGGAAGAGGAGGGGUCCGUGCUUCGUCUCCGCUCUUCUGCCGCCACUGCCUCGCCGUCGAAAGCGCCGCGGUUUUGUAACGAUGGAGGAGGACAAGCAGAUGACGGAGUUUUGUCUCAAGGUCCCCAAAGUGGAACUGCACGCCCACAUCAAUGGCUCCAUCAGCGAGGCGACGAUGGAGAAGCUCAUGCACAAAAAGCCGCAUCUGAACGUCCAGCACAGCAUGACGAUGAUCAAAAAGGGACAGCAGAGGAGCUUGGAGGAAUGCUUUGAGAUGUUCAAGGUGAUACAUAAGCUGACGGACUGUGAGGAAAGCAUUGUCAUGGUCACGAAAGAUGUCAUCAGGGAAUUUCACCAAGACGGCGUGAAAUAUCUUGAGCUGCGAAGCACUCCCAGGGAAGAGAAGAGCACCGGAUUGACGCGCAGGUCCUACGUUGACGCCGUUCUCUCCGCCAUACGGCAAUCCAAGGAGGAGCUACCGGGCAUCGACGUGAGGUUCUUGCUGGCCAUCGAUCGGCGGAACGGACCCGCGGUCGCCAUGGAGACGGCGAAGCUGGCGGAGGAGCACCUGCUAAGCUCGGGUGCCCUCGUGCUGGGCCUUGACAUGAGCGGAGACCCCUCGGUUGGACAUGGAAGAGACUUUCUUCCCGUCCUGGAAUAUGCGAAGAAAGCCGGGCUUAAACUGGCAUUGCAUUUAUCAGAGAUCCCAAGCCAGACAGAGGAGACGAGAAUUCUCAUGGACCUGCCGCCCGAUCGGAUCGGACACGGCACUUUUCUGCAUCCAGACGUCGGCGGAUCGCAAGAGAUCGUCGAUCUCAUUAUCCGCCAUCAAACCCCCAUCGAAUUGUGUCUGACUUCCAACGUGAAGGGCAAGACCGUAGCGACGUACGAUCAGCACCAUUUCAGAUUUUGGUACGGAAGGGGACACCCUUGCAUUAUUUGCACCGAUGACAAGGGAGUUUUUGCCACCGACCUCUCCCAGGAAUAUCACAUUGCAGCAGACACAUUCAACCUCUCCAAAGAGGACCUGUGGAAUAUCUCUUACCGCAGCAUCGAUUGCAUAUUUUUGCCAGAAGGCGAGAAACGUCAACUUCGUGGUGAAUGGGACAAGCUAAAGGGAUCCCUGCUAAACUCGAACAAGUGAGCAAAGUCUGAUGAGGAAUGGGCGGGUGCAAACUGCACAUUGAAUCACAUCAAAACGUUUAUAGUUUAGUAUAACUGUGGUGAAAUUAUUAUCAACAUUUCAAAAAACAACAUCCAAUAUAUAUUUACUCAUGUUUAUCGUUGAAUUAUGUGAAUGACGUGAACUACUCAUUGGAUGUCGUGUUAAAGAAUGUUAUAUUUAUCUUUAAGUAUAUUUUGGUGGUGUUAACCCCUGCAUGGAGGUCUGUUGUACCUUAUAUAUUCUGUGAGAGAAGUCUCACUGUGCUGCCUAUUUACAAACCUUAGAUGCGAGAUUCAAUUGCAGUGCAGAGCUACUGUACCACUGUAUUUUAAUGACAUUUCAUAUCAUGUGUGUCUGUUAACGCAUUUUAAAAUACGAGUAAACAUUUCACCUUUACUUUUCACCUUAUGAAUGUUUACAUAAAUGUUAUCGCAUUCAUUUCUACAUUAAAAAA